Molecule: messenger RNA, 423 nt
Organism: Stereum hirsutum FP-91666 SS1
Lineage: Eukaryota; Fungi; Basidiomycota; Agaricomycetes; Russulales; Stereaceae
Exons: 3
Coding region: 1-423 (140 amino acids)
Source: RefSeq, a predicted model, not a curated record
AUGGCAUUCAUACAAGAUACCGUCGCACUCGGUUUGAUCAGAGAUUCAUAUCCGCAAAAAAUCGCCCGUACUAACUCUGAACCCCUCGAGUGGUCGGAUAUGCCCAGGGAGAUGUAUAUGCCGGGAGACUUUGAUGCUCUGUUUGAAUGGGUAAAACUCCAAGAGAUCCCUCACUCUACAGAUCCUACGAGAAAGUUCGACGUUGUACAUGUCCCACGACCAUUCAGUGAACUUUCUCUCCGUCCUCCUUCUCUUCAACGCAUGACGGUCCGCAUAUUCGGCGUGAUUGGAAAUCUCAACCUCAUGGACUUGGGAAACUGGGAUAGGACGGAAGGAGGUGUUCCCAAAGCGAUGAAAUGCGGUAGAAAUGAUUCAAACCUAGACAGUACUCGGUUUUCCGGCUCUUCAGAGACUGCCUAUUGA